AUGGCGCUGCCGCCCCGAACGCGCGCGCGUCCCGGCAACGGGCGCGCCGACUCCGACGGCGGCGAGCGCAAGCCGCGGAGCGUCAAGUUCGCGUGCACCAUGGAGAAGAGCGCCCCGCACAGGGUGCUCGCCGCGCGGGGAUGGCGGGAGGUUGACGACGACUCGUGGGACGUCAUGUGGGCGGACACCGCCUGGGUACACGACAACGUCACGUACAACGUCACGACCCAGCCGCAGCGGCUGAGGGAGAAUCAGCGCGUGAACCACUUCCCGAACCACGUCGAGCUCACCCGCAAGGACCUGCUCGCCAAGAACGUCAAGCGCGCCAAGCGGCAGGCGGAGAAGGACGGAAGCGACCCGAGCGAGUUUGAUUUCAUCCCAAAGACGUACGCGCUCCCGGGGGAGGGGCAGAUGCUGCUGAGGGAUUUCCGGGAAAAGGGAGGGACGUGGAUCAUGAAACCCAUCGGCAGGGCGCAGGGCACCGGCAUCUUCCUCGUGAACAAGGCGAAGCAGAUCGAGGACUGGCUCAAGAAGCGCGGGACCGACGUCGCGGAGAACAAGCUCUCCGACGACUACGUGUGCCAGCGCUACGUCGACAACCCUUACCUCGUGGACGAUCGCAAGUUCGACAUGCGGAUAUACGUGCUCUGCCUCAGCUACCAGCCGCUCAAGGUGUACCUGUACCGCGAGGGAUUCGCGCGGUUCGCCAACACCCCGUACAGCACCGCCAAGAGCGACCUCAAGAAUCAGUACAUCCACCUCACCAACCACGCGAUUCAGAAGCGCGACGUCGACUACGACCCGGAGGUGGACGACCUCAAGAUGCCCAUACGGGACCUGUACGCGCAUAUUUUAUCCAAACACGGUCAGGAGGCGGCGGACAAGUGCUUCGCGGGCAUCCACUCCGUCAUAAUAAACGCGCUGAGGAGCGUGCAGCAGGUGAUGAUCAACGACAGGCACUGCUACGAGCUCUACGGGUACGACGUCAUGAUCGACGAGAACCUUCGACCGUGGCUCAUCGAGGUGAACGCGUCCCCGUCCAUGAGCAGCGACUCGCAGACGGACGCGGACCUGAAGGCGGCGCUAUUGGACGACACGUUCACGGCCCUGGACGCGGAGGAGAUGUUCGAGGGGAGGACGCCGCCGAGGGUGGGCGGGUUCGACCUGGUGUGCGACGAAAACGCGCUGACGAGAACCGCCGAGUGGGGGGGUCUGCCCACGCUGCUCGGAGCGGACAACAGCGACAGGCUCGAAGCGCUGGAGAGGCUGCGGCGGUGCUCGUGGUGGCGACGGGGAUGCCCCCGAUAG
Messenger RNA from Micromonas commoda, 1308 nucleotides. RefSeq lists its product with no specific name. Bases 1 to 1308 code for a protein of 435 amino acids. NCBI's taxonomy places the organism in Eukaryota, Viridiplantae, Chlorophyta, Mamiellophyceae, Mamiellales, Mamiellaceae. The record is from RefSeq and is a predicted model, not a curated record. Gene Ontology annotation, molecular function: tubulin-glutamic acid ligase activity; tubulin binding. Gene Ontology annotation, cellular component: cilium. The transcript is spliced from 2 exons. Gene Ontology annotation, biological process: protein polyglutamylation; microtubule cytoskeleton organization.